AUGAGCACCCCGCCGUCCGGUCACCGUUCUGCCGCUACUGCUGUUGCUAUCGACGCCGCCUCGCCCGUUGAAGACAAGACGAUGGGUGCCGCAGUUGACGGUGCUGGGCGAGACGACGCAACCGCCUUUAGCAGCAAUUCUCAUCACGCCAGCGAAACCGCCCUUUCUACCCCCGCUGCUCCUGCUACCCCGCCUUUUGCGAAAGAGGCGCGUACUGGUGGUGGUCGUGGGCAGCAGGCUGACAGGGAUAGGGCACCGCCAGAUCCAGCCAACUUGUCGGGCGAUUCUUCGAAUUCGGGGUUGAGCGAGGCUGUGGAGAUUUAUCUCAAUGAUUUGGGAUUUGACGAUUCCACCGUCGGACACAAUGGACUUCAAGGUAGUCCAUACAUAUGCACACACGAACCUCCCGUUGACGAGUCGCCACUCCUACCCGCUGGUCCUCGCGUUUCGAAUCACGUCCACAGUUCACCUCAGUCAGCGCUAAUCUCCACGCCUCUUCCCACCCCGAGUCAGCCCGCAGGUCAUUCUACCACGAUCGAAGCCAAGGGCACUGCACAGCGCAUCACAAGCACAGGUCCAUCCACUCCUACUGUGUCUAUCACUGCAUCGGAACCCGCCUCAGGCAAUAGUACCAAGCUCAAUCUAUCCGCACCCCGCACGUCAACCCCUCGGGAUUUACUAUCUCCUGUAACCGACCUUGAUUCUCCACGAGUUCCGCCGGCUACACGUAUGACGACCGUUCCUUUGCCCGAAUUCGACGACGAUCCAACUCUUUCGCUUCCCACUUCUAUGGAGCAGUUAGACUUGGGCUCUGGACAGGCCCCAUCGCGACCUCCAUCGCAUGAGAGUCAGGUUGGGAAGAGCUCGCAAGAGAAGCAGCGCAUGAGGCCACUGAGCAUGCUGAUGCCUGGGGGUGCAGGCUCUCAUGCGACUCCUCUCGCCACUCCUCCACCGACCUCACCUCUUCCUGGUCUACCUGGUAGUCCAAGUGCUGGUAACCCGCCUUCGACUGCUCCUCCGCAUAUGGCCUCGUUCCCCAGCUCCAGACCUGCCUCUGACCAUUCGGCCUCGGCUACCACACCUAUCACACUGUCUCUGACACCAACUCUCCGUCAUCCGCGAAACGAAGUGUACACAGCAGGUCCAGCUCCAUUCCCGGAACUCCCAACUUCUCCAUGCAACCAUCGUCGAGCUAUACUCAGUCGCAGCCUCUUCCUCAGCUUCCGACGUUUGCUCCAGCUCUCGCUGCCAUUAUCGAGUCAACAGCAUUUCCAGGCGCCUCCGAGCCAGCACCUGCCUGGUCCUCCGCAGCAAACCAUUCCUCAGCAGCACCAUCAUCUUGGAAUGCCCGGUGCUGGAACGAAUGUUACUCUCACCCCAAACCAUCAGCAGUAUGGCACCAUCACUGUCUCCAACUCUGUCGUGUCGUUCCCGAGUUCGACGACCCCACCGACUUCUGUGACUUCGCCUCUGGCUCGGGAUGAUUCCUUUGCGUCGAGUCAAGGUCAGCCGGUCCCGAGUGGCAUGGUUGGACCUGCAGACCACGGGGCAUGUCCCAACAAGACUCCGAAUGUGUAUAUCAACGGUCUACCCCCUCACUUCCCUGAAGACCAACUCUAUGCUCUUGCUGCGCCGUUCGGAGAGGUCAAGAGCGUACGAACUUUUACGAGGCAUGUUAGAGACAGUGAGAGUGGCUACGGUUUCGUUUUGUUUGAGACGAUUGAAGCUGCCGAAAGGUGCAUUGCCUCUUUGAGACGUUAUAGAAACCUGCACCCUACAUUCUCCAAACAAGUGCACAAGAUUCCUGGAACAGUUUAUGCCCAGGUCAAGCAGGCUACGCCUUCGGAUUCCUCUUCGAGCAAUCGGGGAUGGGAUGGGAGCGAGGAUGAAGACGCCAGCUUUAAAGCGAGGAUGGAGGCGCUCGCUGAUCCGUUGAGCACGAACCUGUAUAUGGAAGGCUUGCCUCUGAGCAUUGAUGAACCUACCCUCGGAGCACUCGUCGCUCCUCACCGUAUUGUCAGCAGUCGCUUUUUCCAAACUCGCCUCAGUAACCCGCCGAGGAUCAUUGCUUUCGUUCGGUUGGACACUCGUGCCGGAGCCGAAGAGAUCAUCGAAAGACUUCAUGGAAGGAUGGUUCGAGGUUGGAACGAUACUGGUAGUCGAAUCAGUGUUAGGUUCGCAGACACUGCUGAGCAACGUGAACUGAGACGUCAAGAACGAGCCAUCAAGGAAGGAGCUCCUGUCGGUGACUCUUCUCCUGCUCGACUCACCAUCGCCCAAGCCGCCUUGCUCAACCUUCGCGGACAAGACCUUCGGUCGACCAAGUCGCCCACCUCUUCCCUACCUCCACCUCCUUCCAGCGCCACAUCCCAGGUCUCUCCCUAUCCCGUCAUCGGACAGCGGGGGCUCGAUUGGCCCGGCAACGACCCUCUUUCAUCCUCCUCGUCGAGUGUAUCCGGACAUGAAGUCAUCGGUUCCUCCCGUGACUACUCGCUCUCUGGGCUUCCCAGCCAAGGUCUGGCAUUGGGUAGCGCAUCCUUAUCGUCCUCUCGCAACGUUCGCUUGGGCAAUGGUGCGCCGGAUGUCGAGUAUGCCUCUGCCUUCGCGUCUGGCCCCAUUGGAUCGAUUGGGUCCCAGUCUCAGCGACCUUAUCAAUCUCUCGGUCCCUCCGACGUUAACCCUUUCCAAGUCGACUACUCCCUUGCCCCUGGUCGAUCCCUCAAUGACCAGAUUCAGCAAGCCCAGGGUAGCGCUGUUGACCCAGCGAUGAAGGCACUCUUGGCUUCCCUCAACGCGCCCGGUAGUCUCAGUGUCAGCGUCGACCAGCGCGAAGUAUAUCGACAGCAACUCGAGCAGCAGCUACAGCAAGAGUACCUCCAGCAGUCGGGUUAUGGCAACCUUCCGCACCAGGCCAGCUACACUGGUAGUGGCGUCGCGUCGACUCAUACGGGUUAUACUCCCGCUGAAGAGUACAUCAUGCGCACCCACGUCGAGAGGCAAAGGUUGAACAGCCUGUCUGGCAGCGAUCAAUUCCUUCAGCAGCAGCGCAAGCGACCUUCACCUUUGAACCUCGGUCGUCAGUCGAGUCGGGAAGGUGACGCUUCUGUCGGGAUGGGUUUCAACGGCUACUCGGCCCCAGGGUUGGCUGGGAUGAGUGACGAGAACGCCUUCCAUGCCCAGGCGGCCUCUGCCUUUGGUCGAGGUAAUGGUGGUUCCACCUUGCAACACAACCGGAUGUCUCGCGAUUUGAGCCAGUACCAGCAUUCUGUCGACACCGAGCAAUCUCACCAAGCCCAUAUGCGAUCAAGCACUCUUCCUCAGCAUCAGUCUUCGCUUUCGUCUGCUCCGCCGUCGAUCAACACGCAUCCCAUCCCCCAGUCGUCGAAUGGCCAGGCUCAUGCCCAGCGCCAUUUCUCGAGGAACAGUAUGAGCGUUUCGAGCACGACUGCACUGCGUACACCUCAGCAUGCCUCUGCUCCGACUAUGCAAAGCCAGGGUGACGGUCAGGGUACGAACGGGCAAGCUUCGAUGGGGUCGACCAACAAUGGAAAUGCGGACAAGAACCGGCUUUCGGCAUUCCGGAACCAAAGCAAUUCCCAGCGACAGGACGACAAUAUGAGCAACUCUCCGGCCUCCUCUUCGCAUUCGCCUUCGAUGAUCUCCCCUGCGUUGACUUAUUCGUCCCAAGGACAUACGCCUUCGACAUUGAGUCCUGCCACGCCGUUCUUUGGGUCGUUUAAUAGCCAGUCUGACGGGUUUGGGAACCUUGAUGCUGGGGGUGUUGGGAAUGGGAAGGUGGGUGGUGGUGGCGGGGAUGCGAAGGUUGGUGUUGGACAUGGCGUGAAGCAGAGUGGAGUGAGGAUGGUACAUGGGCAGCAGGUGUCGAGUGAGCGUUGA
This is a messenger RNA of Coprinopsis cinerea okayama7#130, 3897 nucleotides long. RefSeq names its product rCop c3. The transcript is spliced from 10 exons. Bases 1 to 3897 code for a protein of 1298 amino acids. Gene Ontology annotation, molecular function: poly(U) RNA binding; mRNA 3'-UTR binding; poly(A) binding. NCBI's taxonomy places the organism in Eukaryota, Fungi, Basidiomycota, Agaricomycetes, Agaricales, Psathyrellaceae. The record is from RefSeq and is a predicted model, not a curated record. Gene Ontology annotation, cellular component: ribonucleoprotein complex; cytosol; nucleus.